Messenger RNA from Emiliania huxleyi CCMP1516, 1077 nucleotides. RefSeq lists its product as hypothetical. NCBI's taxonomy places the organism in Eukaryota, Haptophyta, Isochrysidales, Noelaerhabdaceae. The record is from RefSeq and is a predicted model, not a curated record. The transcript is spliced from 2 exons. The coding region runs from base 1 to 1077 and encodes 358 amino acids.
AUGACACAACGCAACUCGUUGGACGCGACAUUCGCCCUCUCGGCUGACGUGACGUUGCCAGGCGGCCUGGUAUUCCUGCCCUUUGACGCGCUGCUCAUUGCAGAAGGCGAGUGGAGCAACAGCUGCAACCGGCUGGGCAUCGACAAGGCCGUCAACGUCUUCUCCCAGGCCAUCGGACUGAUCAUCAAUAUGAACUACGACGCGAAGGACGCUGCAGAGAGACAGCUGCGGGAUCGCGUCGUGCGACCCAACGAUGACGGCGAGCACAAGAGGAUCGUUGACGAUCUAAAGAAGGCGGGCGUCGACUUUGAAUUCAUCGAGUACCUCAAGGGUGAGACGCACUACAUCGUCGUCACGAUCACCAAGGCGUCGCUGCUGGGUCUGGGCGCGCUCCAGGCCGACCUACCACGCGAGCGCCUGCUCGAGAGGAGCAACGUGGACGAGGAGAAGCUGCUCGGCGCGGCCCGCACCGUCGCCACUAUCUUUGGCCUCCCUGCCGAGAGCUCCUUUUGCGACUUCCACCCCGUGAAGCUCUUUGACUUUAGCUCGCGCGCCAAGGCGCUAUGCGGCUACAAGGUCCUCGGCGUCUGCACCGGCGGCUCUCAGCAGGGACAGGUUUCGAGUCUCGACAUCGAGGCGCACGAUGAGCUUGGAAUCGCAGAGGCGGCCUAUUUUGAGCGAGCCCUGCCGGAGCUGCGCGCGACCGCGAUGGAGCUGCAGGAGGCGACCGACGACGACGGCAGGAGUCGGCUCACCGAGCGCACGCGUCUGGCCAAGCUCGAGCGACUGCACCAGGCGCGUGCGGACAUUGCGGCGCUGGAGGAGGCCCAGCGCGCCUUCAAGGAGCGCGUGGAAAUCAAGAGAGGCCUCACCUCGCUGGUUCCCGUAUUUCCCGUGGGCGAUUCGCUGCUCGAGCCGUUCUGGCCGCAAGGGCUCGGCUCGAAUCGCGGGUUCCACUCCGCGCUCGAUGCUGCUUGGGCGGUGCACGUGCUGUCUGUGCAGGGUCUGCAGGCUUCGCUCCUCGAGCGGAAUUUUGCUUACGACCUGAUGAUGCAGAUGAACUGGUUUAGCAAGUAA